AUGGUGGAUCAACAAGCUUACUUGGUUAAACUUUUAAAAAAAGUGACUAACGAUUACUUAUCAGAAUGCACCCCCGUUAUAUUAUACGACACUUUCACGGAGUUAUACGACAAUUUGCUCUUGGAGAAACUACUAACUAAUUUCCCAUUCGCGUAUAUCCACGGACAAAUUACCGACAACUACGAACUUAAGGUAAAAACCACCCUGGAUAAAAAGGCGCAGAGUUCUUGUGUGAGUUACAUACUGUUCAUGAAGGACGUCAUGCGAAGUAAAGACGUCAUCGGGGAACAGAACUGCAAUAAAGUUAUCGUAGUAGCAAGAUCGUCGCAAUGGAGAGUUAUCGAAUUUUUAUCCCACAAGGAAUCGCAAAAUUUCGUUAACUUACUCGUCAUUGUUAAGUCAGGCCAAGUAGUACCUCAGAAUGAAGAAUCGCCGUAUAUUUUGUACACGCACAAGUUGUACGUAGAUGCUAUAGGGUCGAGCAAGCCUGAUGUCCUAACGACGUGGAUGAAAGGGAAAUUCACAAGACACGUUAAUCUAUUUCCGAAGAAGAUGGUUUAUGGGUUCUCGGGUCACAGAUUUCUCGUGGCUGUUUCGCACCAACCGCCGUUUAUAGUAAACAAGGGGAGAAAUGAGAAUGGCGACAACAUUUACGAAGGCAUUGAAUUGCGACUGAUCGAAAUGUUGGCCAAAAGGUUUAAUUUCACCACGGACUACAAAGAGGCCCCUGAUGCUGACGUAAUGGGUUCUGGUGAAGCAGUUGCACAAAUGGUGCAGAAAAGGAAGGCAAAUCUAGGCCUAGGGGGCCUUUACAUCACCCAAGAUAGAAUCGAUAGGAUUGCAAUCAGCCAAUGGCAUUCCCAAGACUGCGCCGUUUUCAUAUCUUUAACAUCAACUGCACUACCGAGGUAUCGGGCUAUAAUGGGACCAUUCCAUUGGACAGUCUGGUUGGCAGUAACUAUUAUUUACAUGCUUGCAAUAUUCCCUCUGACAUUUUCCUAUAAACUCACUCUGAAGGGUUUAAUAACUAAUCCCGAAGAAAUGGAAAACAUGUUCUGGUAUGUCUUUGGUACGUUUACGAACUGUUUCACUUUCAGCGGAACCGAAGCUUGGAAUAAGUCGGAUAAAUUUACCACAAGAAUACUUAUUGGAUUUUACUGGUUGUUCUCAAUUAUCAUCACAGCGUGCUACACCGGGUCUAUUAUAGCGUUUGUAACUAUUCCAAUAUAUCCAGCCGUGGUAGACACCGUAAGGCAGUUACUUGACGGAAGAUAUCAAAUAGGGACUUUAGAUAAAGGAGGAUGGCCACACUUAUUCGCAAACUCAUCAGAUGAAGGUACUGAAAAACUACUAAGGCAUUUGGAUCUUGUUCCCGACGUAGAAUCUGGAUUAAGGAAUACCACCAAGAGCUUCAUUUGGAACUAUGCGUUCUUAGGUUCCAGAGCCCAGUUGGAUUACAUCGUCAGGACCAAUUUUACAACAAAGAGCAAGAGAUCCAUUUUGCAUAUCAGUGAGGAUUGUUUGGCACCGUUCAACAUUGGUGUUGGAUAUCCAAAAAAUUCCAUAUACAGCGAGAUACUCGACGUUGGAAUUCUGCUAGCUCUACAGGCUGGCAUCCUCAACAAACUAAAAGCAGACGUCGAGUGGGAUAUGAUGAGAACCGCCACUGGAAGGCUAUUAGCGGCGAGUUCCAAGGUUGGAGGCAUCAAGGCACUGUCCUACGAAGACAGGGCGUUGAACCUAGACGACACCCAAGGAAUGUUCCUGCUGUUGGGGGCGGGUUUUUUGGUUGGAGCGGGCGUUCUCAUGUCUGAAUGGUUAGGCGGUUGCUUCAUGUUUUGCAAAGGCAAGAAACGAAACGACAGUGUGAGUUCAAUCGAAAGCAAUCCCAGGUCGUACGAAGGGAGAACACCACGGGAGAAGCUCAACUCUAUCCAGUACGUCCGCAUGCGCAACAGAUUGGACAGCACUAUAGAUUUGGAACAAAAUUUCGAUUACGAAGUGCCUCGCGCUAAAAGGGUACAGAUGAAAAAGCAAGAGUCGAAUGGGGAGAAUCACGUAAACUGUGUGGUACAUGAAGUGGCAGAUUCGCAUAGCAGUGGAGGAAGCAAAGAUUCUGACGAUGAUGACUUUAAUGAAGAGAUCAAUAAGAUUUUCGAAGAAGUUUUCGGGGAAAAAAACGUGGACAGUGACAGCUCUCACGAGGAAGUUACCGAUACUUGCGACAAAGAGAAUGUUAUUGAGACGACAACUUAAAAAAUAUAUAU
Molecule: messenger RNA, 2267 nt
Organism: Anoplophora glabripennis (Asian longhorned beetle)
Lineage: Eukaryota; Metazoa; Arthropoda; Insecta; Coleoptera; Cerambycidae
Product: ionotropic receptor 21a
Exons: 8
Coding region: 1-2256 (751 amino acids)
Cellular component (GO): membrane
Molecular function (GO): ligand-gated monoatomic ion channel activity
Source: RefSeq, a predicted model, not a curated record